AUGCGUGCGAAGUCACUGUCACAUCACAAACGGCCUGUUUCUGUGUUGAGCACUCGAAGUGUGUCGCGCGCACCUCGCAGAUUAGUGCGGGGCAGAGAUCGCGAUCCAAAUCAAGAUUACGUUCGAUCCUUGGUGGCCAAUCUCGAGUGCAAGAAUCCUCUCGAGCUGACCACGGCGAUUCGAGAGCUAACAGAUAUUUAUGUGUCUAACAAGUAUUCAGAGGUCUUUUUCUCCCGCGACGUGCCUACUAAAGUCUUUAAAGCAACCCUCCAAAACAGUCACAACGCUAAGAUAUUUGCUCUUGGGAAAACGUUUUUAAAAUGCUUCAUGGAGUCUUGCGCCUCGCAGUCUUCUUAUAUAUUUGCGAACCUCAGUAUUGAUUCUAAAGAAUAUAGUAGAACCAAGUGUCUAGAUUCUCUUCUCAAUUACAUUAUUUCACAGCUCAGUGAUAGUGAAAUGUUAUAUAGUAUUUAUUUCUAUGUGCUUGUGGGGGACAUAAUCUCAACACAUCACGCUUGUGUGCCAUUCGUGCACACACUAUCACCAAUUCACUUCAUUCAGGUGUAUCUCAACAAGGUGUGUAACAACCUCGAUAUGUGCUCGCAGACAACCAACUCUCUCUCCAUUGUGCAGUUGAAUCAAAUACAUAGGGGCCGCGGCAAUGCCAAGGACGGUGACACCAGCGAUGGUAACGAAUCGACCAACUCCGGGAUGACAGUAGCCUCCAGUCUUUCUCUCGACGAGGAUUGCACUAUGCCUACGGUUUGUAAGCAGUUGGAUGAUGCGCUAUCGGAGAUCUCGUCAGCACGGAGCAUUCUCUCUAACUUUGCUGAGACGGUGUUUAGUAAUUCUGUUCCAGGACAAAAAAGAAAACUGCGAAAAGAGACCGCCUCAUAUGGCAAGCUUCCUUUGAUUAAUACUGUUCGCUCGGAGGGUAGCAGUAUGGUGUCCGACCGCUCAUCCAUCGAAAUUAACAACAGUCAGCACUUGGACUCUGAUGAUAACGAGGAAGAAAGUGGCUAUUAUUCUCAGUCUAACAAUGGUGACUCUAAUACCAACUUAAAUAGUGACAGAUCAAGAGACUUUGGCGAGGAUUUGUUCGACGAAAACGAUAGGGAGGAGCGACAACCCACUCCACUUGACCACCAAGAAUCAGCAGUCUUUGUCUCACCACGUACCUGCAAUCAAGAACCUAGUCUACACGGCACACAGGCAUCCACUGAAUUGGCUAAAGACUUACAAAAACAAAGUCAUGCAGGAGUGAAAGAGCCAUCUCAAGAUGUGAAUAUAAGAAAUCACUCAAGGUCUUCUUGCAGCAGAAGCAGCGCGUCAUUUUGUGAGAAGGAUCGCUUGCUAGAGCUCCCAGCGCUAGGUGAUUGCAUUCCUGAGAUCCCACAACCAGAGCAUAAGGAUGAGAGCGUCAGGGGACGACCACCUGUCACGAGAGGAGUCAAGGUCAGACUCCCCCCUAUGGUGCAUGACCAACGGAAUACCUCGAAAGAAACUGGAGCUUACGACCCAUUACUAAAUGACGCGCUUACCCAGGAAUCAUCUGCGUCUGCGAUUCUAACGCCAUUUAACUUGGGAACUAUAUCGGAGGCCAAAGUCUCGUCUGCCGAGCUACAGAUGGUGCAAGGAGAAGAGGCUCAAUCCGUCCUAGGCUCUGCAGUCCCCGUUCUUAACCUUCACUUGCCGUUAGCUGUCAAUCCUGAACGAGAUCCUGUUAAUGAGAGCUCGUCUCCUGCACGGCAAGUGCUCACAACCGCGCGGCGACAGUCUAGGUAUAUGAUUCACAGCACUCAAGCUGGUAAGGGGCGAACGAAUGCUGUUGCCUAUGGGCAAGCUUCACACAACAGAGCCGUCGCUCCUGGGGUCAAGAAUCGCUCCUCCUCAAACCUCCUCAUCCCGCCUUCCACACCAAAUGGAACUCUUUCUAACAUCGGGGAGCCAUUUUCUGGAGCAGCUCGUCAAUUUUACCCGCAAAAGGACAAGUCUGCUGACUUUACACAUGCGGAGCAAAUUGAGAAGGUCGAAAGACGUGCAAUCUGUGGCCCAUUGGCUUUGGCAUCUAAAACGAAACCUUGCAGGCCCUCUAUCGUUCCGCUUCUAUCACUGAGUUGUCCAGCUCAACAAGAGAAAGACCCUCCUGAAAUUACCACCCAAUCAACACCAAAGCUUUCUCAACAAAAGUUUCCCGGUCUCAGUCUAGGAUUAUCCUUAGAUUUGAAGUCUGUUCACAAUCGGGAGAGUACAGCACCUUCUAUGAGUCAUCGAGGACAUCCAGGACGAUUCGGUGACACAGAUUCUCCUGCCACUGGUCAGUCCUACACCGGACUUAAUCAGGAGACGGCCGAUUUUGUGUUUGAUAAGUAUCUUCAGGUUCUUUCUGAACGGCGGAAGGGAAUUCCGGAACUCGUGGAUGUUGCUAACCGUAUUGGCGAGUAUACCUUUAUGCGGGACUAUCCCCUGCUAUGUUCUCUCAGUCGCGAUAAAACCUAUUCACACGGGUCCGCGAACUUAACAGCGCGUUCCACACACAGUAGCCUUUCAGUGUUGACUACAUCUACUUCCCAAGCUGUUCAGGCGAAUUACAUCGUCAAUCACCUCUAUGUAACCCAUAACUAUUACACUUAUUUAAAGGAACACAAAAGACGAUACCUUCUCUACAAGCUAUUUGGUUCCACUCAUACCAGGGAUUUGUCUGACUAUGAAUUUAACUUCUCUAUUAUGUCAACCGAGCUUUUGCCCCUGGUGCGUCUUCAGAGAGUGGAUCUAUCUAGGGAGGAUGUCAUUCGCCUCGGUGUUAGCUAUAUUCUCUACCACUGCAUCAGGAACCUUUCAAAUAUAACGCUGAGGUACUUCCCCAAUAUCCUGCCAAGCAUAUGCACAGACCUUAUUUCACUGCAUCAGCGUAAGACUGGCUUCAUACCUGCAGUGGUUCUAGCGUUGUCAACCCUCGUCAACCAAAUACACAGCGCAAGCCAAACGCGCAUAAGAUCAGACUGGAUGCGACUAUUGUUUAAGAUGUAUAAGUAUGCUAAGCUUACCUAUGACUACAUAGAUGUGGACACGGGGGAGUGUGUGCCUGAAAGUGAGCUGAAUGUCUGCCACGGGGGCGUAGAAGUCACAACUGAAACUAUGCAGGAAAACUUUCUAGUGGAGAACACUGUUUCCCCGGCAACAGGCCUGCCAAAGCGAAAGAUUGGAAAGAGGCAUGCAGUAACUCUUCCAGACGACAUGUUCUUACUCCAACGCCUCGAGGCUCAGCGGCGCAUGUACUGCAUAGAUAUGUAUACUCUGUCUUUGCGGUUAAGUACUUUAGUAUUGAUGCCUUAUUCCAUCUCUGCUUGUGAUGAUAUCGCAUGUUACUUGGCAGUCAUUGCUGACCGGCUGGCCACUUCGCAUGCAAACCCGAUGGUGCGGGGGCUUGUGACAACGGCGCUUCUUCCAUCGCUUCUAAAAGUCGUGGAACUCUUUCAGACAAGACGAAUCAAUUCUCGCCUUCACUAUAUUCUUAUUGUCCAACGAAUCCUUGAAGUUAUGAGCCUGCUAGCGUCGGACUCUUUUGUUCGUGCCCCUAGCCUUGUGACAUCCCCUGAGCCUCCGGUGGUUAGAGCAUUGGUCAAUAACAACGUCUGCUACACCACCGAUCGAUCAAUGCAGAACAUUGAUAACAUGCUGUGCGACGCGCUGGUGUUCAACGAGACUAAUCUUAAGUGGCUAAGACGCUAUAGCUGUCUGAUUUUCCUAAACACACGCAUAAAGGAUGAGCUCUCGGGAAUGUAUUACAGCAAGCCUCAGUGUCAGCACUCCUUUGAGGUCUACAAGAUUAAGUUCUCCAAGUAUAUUAUCACCAUGAUUAGACUUCUCCGGUACCACUUCCUCAAGGUGGCUCAGCAGCUCUCCACAAACACAAAAUUAGAGACCACAAAGAUGUUCACUGCUGCAACUCAUAAUAGCACCCACAGCUCUCACAUCGCUUCGCGCCUGGUUGAUAGUACGAGAAGGCAAAGCUUUAAGCUAGCAACGAGCUCGUUCCAUGCUCCAAUAUAUAUCACCAAAUAUGCCAAUCUACCAGAGAAUGACUAUCCACGAGGAUUGAAGGAGAUUGCAGAGUACACUCAGGAGACACGGCUGAAGAAUUUACCUAUGACUUCGCUGGCUACCUUGUGCACUCUAGAGAGCCAUGCCAAUAUUUUCACAACGGCACGACUGGACCACAUCCCCCUAACGCGCUGUGAUGAAAGUCAUCGUUUUAAUGUGAAGGAGCUUCUCAGAAACAACGACUGCCACAGUAUCAUCGGCACAUGGUCAUUCUUAUUUGACUUCGAAACAGGAGUUUUCCCACAGUAUCUUAUGCUGGCCAAAAAUGGCUCGGAUGUUCAGGUUCAGACAGGUGGUGUCAACUUCUCCAAACACUUGGGGCUUUUUGACGAUUCUGACCUUCUCAAGGCUAUGCCAACCGCAGAGACGGUGGCAGAGGCCCGAACUCAGCACACGUCAGCAAAGGAGCUCCUGACAGAGCUUUCCAAAAAUGCGCUCUCUGCACCUACAAGCAGAAAGUCUGUCCUCUACGUCCUUUAUACGCUCGCUGAGUUCUUCGCCAUUGAAAACGUUGAUCUUUAUAUAAAGCCUACAGACUUGCGAAAAUUCAUAUCGUUUCAUUACAAGUCGUUCUUGAAGCUGUACAACGACUGUGAGGUAGAUCUGAUUGAAUGUAUUUUAAGUACCAACAACAGCGUGAGUCUUCUCGACCUGUGCAAUGGGCACCUCAAUGUACUUUGCUCUCUCAUUCAGAUGGAUUCUCCAAACACCCGGCAAUAUUUCUAUGAACUUCGCAUCAUGCAAUUUCUUAUUCUGCAGCUGUCAGUCGACAAUAUUGAUCAGAAUAGUGGCUGGCAGAGAACAAUUGCAGAAAGCGACGCUUCUACACUCCAGAAGAUAAACCUUGCUAAGGCAGAGGCCGAUAGAGAAUGGGCUAUAAAGGUGGCAUCUGCACAAGCCCAAAAAUUGCUACCUCCUAUCUCUAUGCCAUAUUUACGGUCUGAUAACCCCACAGCCACUCAAGAUCAGGCCAAGAAACCUUCGGGAACCAGCCCCACCAAGACUAGUGUGUUCUUCAGCACACCGACACGUCCUUUGAAGCAAACUGCUCAUAGUACCGGAUCUCACAUUCUAGCGAAUAAGGAUUAUGAACUGGGUGAUCUCAGAGCCAAUGCUAACGCAGUAUCUAGUAUGAUAGAGGAAGAUGUGGAAGACAAGGUAGUAACUACCGUAAAUGGGAGUCAGGAGUCCAAGAAGAGUGCUGCAACGUCACUUUCCACUAAGCCAUCAGUGUCUGCAAUCUUAACCCCUGGAUUGGAAACCAAGCUGAUCACAGACAACAGCUCCACAAUGGACCUAUUGGAAAAGUCAGAGAUCACCGACUGCAACAUCAGCGAUCAGCUGCAAGCGACAGCAAAGCAAAAGCAACCAGUUGAGGUAAUUAAUGGAGAUGCCAUUCCAUCUAUAGACACUCUAUUUGACUAUCAUGGAUCUGCUGUCAUACACCCCCUAAAGCUCCCCAGCACGGAAUCUGAAUUGAUGGGCUCUCAGCAGUGUACUGACAGAAAAACACCAUUAGAGGGCAUCAAGCACAAGAGUAGUCUGGUGAUCACUGCAGUUCCAAAGCGCUCAACCCACAUUUACGACGACGAUGACAGCGAUAGUUGUUGGGACGACGAGGCACAGAAACGCGGCAUAGAGUUGCCAAAACGAGACUCUAAACAGCGGAGGGCUAACGAGCUGGAGCCACCUAAGGCUGAUAAGCCCAGUGACGCCUACUCAUCUCAUGGAGACUCAAGUUUUAGUGACUCUAGUGACCUACCACGAGCUCCUCCUGCCACUGUGCCCAAGACCUUCGGAUUCACUCUCAAAUUACCAGCCGUUAAGGUUUCAAUCGAUAAGCAGAACGUAGUACUGGAAAAGGAGUCCAAUUCUCAGAACAUAGCUGGUGGCAUUUCACAGUUUGAAGCCGCUGCCGAUUCCCUAAACCCCAAAUUCCAUUUAGUUUUAGGGAAUAGAAUCGCAGCCAAACUAGAAACUGCACACUCUCUUCCACUAGCCACGGAAGGUUGCCAGGCUCCGGAGCCGGUUUUAGAAGUGGAGCAAACAGAUACUGAGGGUUUGAAACAGGGCAAGCAGAGGCAAAAGCAGCCAAAGGCAACCAAGUCAGUGCUUAAGAGGACCAAGUCCACCUUUUCUAGCAGUAUCAGCCUGGCUGGCUUUACCUCUGAAUUUGUUCGCGAUACCGAUGCGAAAAAUAACAAGGAACAGCAGCGCUUUCUUACUCACAGCGCAACCGUGGCAAAGCUCAGUGCUCAAAAUCGGCAGACGAGCACUGCCCAGGGUAGUCCAGACAAAUGUCGCAUCCAGCCGGUUUUACAGCAUGGAGUACAGGAUCCUCUCCUCGUUGCUCAAGAGUCGACGCUCUCCACGCUCUCCGGUUACAGAGACUUUGAGCAUGGAAAUCCAUCAGAGCUGGAGGCCUCUGAUCUUUUGGAGUACUCUCAGGCCAGCGCUUCAAUAGAAAAGGCGCUUCACCGACCAUUAUAUAUCCACGAGGAGCUACACUAUACUAUUCUGCGAAUUGUUUUGCUAUUGAUCAUUGUCCCCGAGACUGGUACUCUCGAUCCGAUGUACUGUUCCCAGUUUCCAGCCAAUGAUGGCAUGCCAAACAUUCUAUGGAUCCUUCACCACCAUCUUAAUCAUCCGAGAAACGAGAAAUUCGCCCUUAGGUUAAUAUCUUCCGACAUUUCACCUGCUGCUAAGCGUCUCUUACGCCUCACCUGCUAUACUCUGUUUGACUCUACCUUGUAUCCCAUCAAGGACGCCACUAAGUUUUCACUCAUGGCACAGGGUGCCUAUGGAUCUGUUUAUUCUGGGAAUGUAUCGCUGGUUACAGAGGACAAUCAGACCAACCAAUCAUUCCUGACUCCAGUAGCGGUCAAAAUCCAGGACAGAUCGAAGUCAAUUUAUGACCGGUGCGUCCUUCACGAUAUCUUUAACGAAAUAACUGUAAUGGAACGGUUAGCCAAUUAUAGCGGAGUUAGUCGAAUGUAUGAUUACGGAGUUACGAAGGAUGGAUACUACAUCAUCAUGCACAAGUACGUUACCAGUCUCAGGGAUCUCCGUCUCAAACUCUUCGACGACCCAGCCACACUGCAAUCCAACCAAUUGCUGUAUCAUCCGGAGCCAAAGUAUAAGCAUCUGCCUAUAUACGGCCACGAACUGUCUUACAUGAAGUACAUCAGAAUCUAUCUUCUGAUAUUCAUAAAAUUCCUCCGACACCUUGAGUACCUACAUACUGCUGGAGUCAAUCACUAUGAUAUAAAGGCCGACAACGUAUUCUUUGAUCCCAGAACAGUUCAGUGGUACUCUAAACUAGCUAGACUGGAUGAAAAUAGCAGGCCUGCCGGUACUGUUGACACUGGGACGCCUAUUACAAAGAUUUUCCUUGAUAAGAUCUUCACCGAUUACCAGGCUGUACCAUCGUACGAACUGCUUCCUUUUCGCAUUGCAAUAGCGGACUUUGGAGAGUCGAUGGUCUUUUCAGAUGAAGAGAGCUCCUACACACUCAUCAAUAAGGGGACAGAAUAUAAUAAAUCGCCAGAGAUGCUGCUCUCGGCAAACAUGGUAGCCCAAACCCGGUCUAACUUUGAUCGGCGUCGUCCAAAGGGCGCUGGAAGCUCUUCAGACAUCUGGUCUGCUGCAUGCUUCCUUUACGAGCUAUUGACAGGUGACAUCUUGUUCUUUGACUCUGACUGGAUCCGCUUCUUUAUCAGAGUCACGAAGGAUAGCUAUCAGAGCAACGUGCGAGCAAGGGCACGUGACAAGUCAGCUGCCCAAUCAUUUACAUUUGAUCAUUCAGGCAAGUUUGCUCAGCUUUACAGGGGAGUUUCGCUUUCUCCAGAGAAGAAGGCCAUGUUGGGGAACUGCCAGCCAAUAAUAGACCUUCUUGAGUUUUGCUUGGUACCAAACCCUACUCUGCGCCCCCAAAUAAGAGACGUUAUCGCCAUGACCGAGCACAUAUUAAAGGUCUAUUUUCCAGAAACCUACAUGUAUAAGCCCGAGUGUUACUAUGUGGAGCCGGCGAAGGCGGAGCCAUUCAUCAGUAGCAGCUUUUGUUUCAGCAUUAUCGGAAGUGUUAAUGACUGCCUGGUCAAUCCUAGCGAUGCCCUUGCACCAAAGCUUUCUAUUGUCAAAAAGCAAUGCGAACAAUCCCCGAACUCUGUACAGAAGCAAUUGGAGAGCCAUGCUGCUAUACCCAGCUACCUUCUUGCGACGGCUCAGCUCACUAGCCCUGUGUUGGGUCAACCCUGUGCCACGCUUCCUGUCAAAGUGAUGCCUCCUGCCACUAAUAUUAUAGAUGGGUUUCUGUGGAUAGGGUCUGUUUCCGUCUUGCGGCAUGCAGAGCAUCUUCUGGCAUAUAACGUUACGUCUGUGAUUGAUUGCCUAACGACCUCUCUAGAGCAGUCCAUGGAGACCAAGCGAGUUAUAGAAAUGACCACUAUCCACUAUUAUAAGCUCCCCCUUGUUCUCACACAAAUUAUUAAUCCCACGUCCAACAAGACGCUCUUUCUGGGUUCUCCUCGCGAAAGUACUCCGGGUUUACCUAAGGCAGAGUUCCUGCGAUACUCAGCCGCCCUGGACAGCGUGCUGGACUUCCUGCGCAGAACGGUCACCCAUGGAGGCAGGUGCCUGCUUUACGACGAGAACGGUACCGGCCUCUCUGCUGCAGUGGCAAUAGCCAUGCUCGUGGAAUUUAGAUCUCUGUCUCUGUUUGCUGCUUACCUCCACGUCAGGAACCUCAGGCCUCACAUUGCACCUCCCCUUCCGUUCUUAGAUUUCCUGCACUACUGGUUCUUAUUCAGAGUUCGACCAGGAAUUAAGAACAAAGACUUUCUCUAUGCGAACUCUUCGUACUUCAGACAAAUUCUUUUCAAGCCUACACCGACAUUUGAGCAACUUAUUAAUCUAAGGAUCAGUAAGGCGCGAUAUCAGUGUCUUUGUGGCAAGAUCUUCUUUAUAGUCAAGCCAGACGUGAAGCGGAUGCCGACAUUUGUGCUUUGCAACUGUGCAUAUACACCGCAGCUUUCCAAGGACUCCCCAGGAACACCUGGAAAGGCCCUGAGCCAACCAGCCUGUCCUACUCUAUCGUGCCGAUCCAUAAUCAAUCUAUUCAUGUCUAUUUACGGAUUGCGUCUCGGACGAAUCCUUUGGGCCUUUCUUCCUGCUCGAGACGUUGUCUCUAAUUGGAAGACAGACACGAUGGGAAUAAGGAACAUUCCCUCAACACCCCACGCCAUCGAGAGAGCCUCAGCAGACAUGUAUAACAAGUUUACGGGCCUCGACAAUAUGCGCGCUCCAAUCAAUCGCAUACCCCGACAGAGAAAUUGGGAGCUCUAUUACUGCAAGAUUUGCGGGCUGGUGACCCAUGCUGCUGAUGCUUCCUCUCCAGAUGCAGUACAGCUGGCUAUUCUGGCAAACUUUUCCCCGAAGUGA
This is a messenger RNA of Giardia duodenalis, 9543 nucleotides long. Its product is annotated as Kinase, Uni1. Gene Ontology annotation, molecular function: protein kinase activity; ATP binding. The record is from RefSeq and is a predicted model, not a curated record. The transcript has a single exon. Gene Ontology annotation, cellular component: cytoplasm. Bases 1 to 9543 code for a protein of 3180 amino acids. NCBI's taxonomy places the organism in Eukaryota, Fornicata, Diplomonadida, Hexamitidae. Gene Ontology annotation, biological process: protein phosphorylation; signal transduction.